Molecule: messenger RNA, 3498 nt
Organism: Anopheles coustani
Lineage: Eukaryota; Metazoa; Arthropoda; Insecta; Diptera; Culicidae
Product: RNA-binding protein 45
Exons: 6
Coding region: 298-1980 (560 amino acids)
Molecular function (GO): RNA binding
Source: RefSeq, a predicted model, not a curated record
GCAUUUUGUGCCCGCGACUGAAAACGAAUGCAGCAGUCACAAAGUGCAGUAUUUUCCUGCCCCGUGGUGGUUGCGCCCGUGCUUUAUGUGCGCUUUUCUUCUACUUCCUGGCGUGUUAUUUCAUACGCCAACUAUUUACCUAGCUCGUGUAUGCAGAACGGCAGUCCUAUCCAAGUAGGUUUUGAUCGAAGCUCAUCUUAAAUCAGAGCGAGGUCACAAUCGAAGCAAAGUCAACCCCGUAACAAUCGCGGUCCACCGACCGACCAGUAAGCAGCGACGCACCGAAAACAGACAAUCAUGGCUGACCGACGAUCUGGCGGAUCGAGCCGUAACAAUUUCGCCGACGAGAAGAGCCCCGCCGAUAUACCGCCUAUGUCGCGCUUGUUUAUCAUCUGCAGCAAAAGCGUUACGGAGGAAAACCUGCGCGAACAUUUCGACAAGUUUGGCGAUAUUGAGGAAAUUUGGAUCGUCAAGGACCGCUCGACGGGCGAAGGCAAAGGUGUUGCCUACAUAAAGUACGCCAAAACAUCCGACGCGGCCCGAGCCCUCGAGGAGAUGAACGGCAAGUGUGUCGGCGACAAUACACGCCCGAUCAAGGUCCUGGUGGCGGCCAAUCGGCAGCAGGGUUCACGCAAGCAAACCGAAAACGAGGAGGAAAAGUACCUGCGGCUGUUUGUCAUCAUCCCGAAGGACAUGACGGAGGAUGCACUCCGGGAGGAGUUCGGCAAGUACGGCACCGUUGAUCUAGUCACCAUCAUACGUGACAAGGUGACGAAGGAAGGGAAGGGAUUCGCGUACGUCAAGUUUGGCCGGUUUCUGCACGCGGCCCAAGCGUUCGAGGGUUGCGAUCCAAAGUAUAAGGCGGUGUUUGCCGAACCGAAGCCACCGCGUAAUGCGUCCGUAUCGUCCAACGAAAACUUUGGCGGGUUCGUGGGAGGAGGUGGCGGCGGCGGUGGUGGUACUGGCGGUGGAGGCGGCACUGGCGGAGGCACCGGCGGUUACGGUGGCGGUUCGAACAAUGCAAACGGAUUCUCCGACGACCGUCGAACGGGCGGUCCGGGUGUUGGUGGCGGCGGUGGUGGUGGUGGUGGCGCGGGGGCGAUGAUGGGAUUCGCCGCGAUGGGAGCGGGUGGUGCGAAUGAUCGACGAACCGGUGGCGGUGACCGUCGGGGUGGUGGGGCCGAGUUCGGAGCGUUCAGUGGAUACGGCGGUUCGAACAACAAUGCGAUGGUCUCGAACGGGAACGAGACGGCCCUCACCGUCCUGUGCAGCCCGGUACUGAACCAGGAUCAGCUGUGGCGUCUGUUCGAUAUCAUUCCCGGGCUCGACUACUGUCAAAUCAAUAAUGAUUUCAACAAUCGAAACGUGACGGCCACCGUCGUGUACAACAACGGUCAGUCUGCGAUGUACGCACGAGACAAGAUCCACGGGCUCGAGUAUCCACCGGGCGAACGAUUGAUCAUUCGACUCGGGCACGAAACGGUCGGUACAAUGUGCACGAUCGAUCCGUUCAAUGGAGGUGGCAUGGUUGCCAACCGGGGCGGCGUCGUCGUAGAUGCUUCGGCGCGAACGGGUGGCGGUGGCGGUGGUCCUCUAGCUGCGCCGGUAACUUCCUGUUCCAUUGCCGCGGACAGAGAGGCGGCAUUCUGCAGCGUACCCCUACCGCCACCGCAACCGAUGGCCAACCCGAACGCCGAGGUCGCUCAGCGCUGCUUCAUCGUGUGCAUUCCGAAGGCGCUGCCGACGAGCGUGCUAAAGCAGACAUUCUGUCGCUUCGGCGAACUGAUCGAUGUUUAUCUGCUGCCGAACAAAAAUUGCGGCUACGCCAAGUACGCCUCGGAAGAGUCGGCCAAGAAGGCGAUCAAGCAACUGCACGGAGCUGAGAUUCUGAGCGUUCGUUUGAAGGUAUUGGAAGCCGAGGAGCCCAGCAAUGAUCGGCGGAAACGGAUGCGCCACGAUGAGCGUAUGGAAAACGAGUAGAAGCUGAAGGCGGCCUCUCUGUAACUGCGUGUAAAAGAAAAGAAAACAUACACACUGACACCAACGCGUGCGUGCUUUUCAGGAUUCUGAAUUCAUACACUUCUUUUUAAACGCAAGAGACGCAAUGAACAGAAACAAAAGCCAGAAAACAGAGAUUAUGAAACGAGAGGAAUACUAGUGUUACUGCUACUGUAACGUACCUACCUACUACAAGAACGUACUACUAGAACAAUAUUCGAUACUUCAAGAAGUACUGUCCACGAGUUGAGCACUUCUACUAUCACUUCUACUGUUACUAAAACUAUUACUACUAGAACUGAACAAUCCCAAAAGCGAACGAGCGUACGAGAGUGGACAGAUAAAUUGAGAACAGAAGGGAACGUGCAGAAUACUCACGCCAGCAAGCUUCGCCCGGACCACACUACCAGAACCCAACAGUGGACCCACACAGAGAAAACUACACCUAGUAAAAACAAAAAAAGGACACCAAACAACCACCAGCGGAACAAAAAAAAGGUGACUCCCUUCUCAGUACACAUGCAUAAAAGAAAACCCUGACGAAGAAAACUUGUAGUAGCAACAUUACCAGAACUCGGACGGAUCGAUCGGCCAAGCGCGCGCGGGUGCUUCUGUGCCUUCCUGUUCUCUCCGACCCACUACUACUACUUGAUCUUGAACCCCACUCUGCCGGACUAGGACCUUUCCGGACGUUUCACAUUGGACCGCAACUUGGACCCCACCUGGACACCACACGCACGGGACGACGCCACGUGUUGAAAGUACGAACCAGACGGGGAAUUGCGAUUGGGAAUUGUUGUUGAAGGCAAACCGAUUAUCACGUCACAUUCUAUCAUCACGUCACAUCCCCCUUAUAUCUUGUUUAUUGAAAAGGUUUGCUGAUUAUCAGAUAUUACGUAACGAAGUCUUGUACCGAAAAUGAGGGAUAUAGAUUUGGGAUCAUAUGUAACUAGAGUUUUGAUUCUUAACUCAUGCAAUUUAACCGGUGGAUUAGUAUGUUCUCUACAAAAAUACGAAACGUAACGGGUACGAGCAAACAAGUAGUAAAAUACAACAGAAACAGGCCGAUACCGACGGAAGAAGUAUCGAGGAAAAAAAAAUACUACUAUUCUCAGCGUAUCGGCGAGCUCGUUCCGGUGACACCAGAUAGAAAUACGAAAUUUGCAAGCGAGAACGACACACAACACUUGAUACAAUAACGCGUGUCAGGGAGAGACUAUAGGACAACGUGCGUUAGAAGGUAGCGCAUCCAACGUUUGGACGAAUGGGGCAGUUCCACGACAGAAAACGAUAGAUACCAGCGGUAGACGCUGGUAGACGAUGGCAAUAAUUUCCGUACUACUGAAGACUAGGAUAAGAGAUCGUUCGAUCGUACAUGAAGCAUGAUGGACCUGCAACAUGACAAAAACAAUAGGCACAAUUUAUUAUCUCUGUUUAAUUUUCUAGCGUGUGUAUUAUGUACUUGUUUACCUUGCUGUAAUAUGUCUAUUGCUUUCCAGA